AUGGCGGCCCUUAAAUUUUUCGCACGAUCUAUUAUUACUUUUAACAACAAUUUACACUGCUACAGUUUAACUAAACAAUUGCUCCCACUGACAGCUAAUCAGAUAUCAAAGCGAUGGGCGAGUUUCAAAUCCUCACCACAAUACAGUGAAAAUAUUAAUUACACAGACUUCGAAGUAACUAAAGAUCCAGAAGAAUGGAAAUGGGUUGAACAUUAUUUACCAAGUACACGUGUACCAGACUCACCGAAAAAUAUCACCAAGCCAUUGGCAUCUGGAUGGAAACCAGCAAAAGAAGAAGCAAAACAGCUUCCUUAUUUCAUAGCAAGGACGAGGAAUCACAUGCAGCCGGUCUACUUGAAGCGCAAACAGCGAGGUAUGAGAAGAGUAACAGUAUUACGUCGCAUCAGCGGAGAUGUAAUGGCAUUGGAAGCCGAUUUAAAAAAAUACCUCGAGGAAGUUAUGGGCAAAGAGAUGGGCACGCAAAUAAUAGAACCAUCCGGAGUAAUUAAAUUUCGAGGAGAUUGUGCAUCACGUAUUAAAGAUUGGAUGGAGCUAAAAGGGUUUUAA
Cotesia congregata is the source of this 567-nucleotide messenger RNA. Lineage: Eukaryota; Metazoa; Arthropoda; Insecta; Hymenoptera; Braconidae. The record is from the annotation of a GenBank genome assembly.